Molecule: messenger RNA, 4110 nt
Organism: Symbiodinium natans
Lineage: Eukaryota; Dinophyceae; Suessiales; Symbiodiniaceae
Source: the annotation of a GenBank genome assembly
AUGUGUUGGGCAGAUUCCGAGGACCUGGAGAAGGCCUUGAAGCGUUUGGAGUUGAUGGACCCCGAGCAAAGCAAUCAGUUGACAGAGAUCGUGACCACGACUCUCAUGUUCAAAGGCGGCACCGGAGAGCUGUCGCACAAGGCGCCGCCUGGUUGUCCAGAUGCCCCUGUCACGUCACAGACCAUGCAGAAUGCUAUAGGCUGUGACGGAGAAGCUAUCGAGGCACUAAACUUCAAGAACUUUAGUCCUGGAGGCGCACAAGACAGCAUGGAAGCUGUAGGCGAGCAGUUAAGUUCAGUCUUUGUGUCUCUGCAGCCAUGCAGGGCGUUUGAGCCAAACAUGACGCACGUGCUCGUCAAAGUUACGAAGGCACAGAUGGCCACUUUGCAGACCACUGAGUGCAGCUUCUCCGUCUUGAAGCAACUGCCAGAGCACCACAAGCUCCUCGUGGCGGCCCCAAAAGGGCCCUGGCUGCCGCGACUCCGAGGCGUAGGAGGUGUGGAGAGGGUUCACAUCGCCACCCUCCUGGCCGAGAACUGGGCGGAUUUCUGCCAGAAAGUCCAGGAGGUAAACUGGCUGGGACAGUUGGAGCUCCGGCGCACAGCUGGCUAUGACGCCGUUACCUCACAAGGCGAAGUCCUGCGCUACUUCGUGCGAGCGCGCUCCCGACGCCAGGAGGCAAGCACCCAGGCUCCCGAUGUCCAUAUCCUCCAAGAAGCUGUCUACAGCUCCUUGCAGCAGGGCCUCUCCCGAGCGCGGCCUGCGUCCUCUCUGCAGGAAGCCAAUCUGGUCGUUUGGUUAUCUGCUGGUCGCAGCGUGGUCUGCGGUCUUCCAGUGCUUUUCCGCCGAAGUGCCGCGCCAAACUUACCCUUUUGGGGCCUCCACCGCGCUGUGGGAUUCGCGCUGGGAGCAGCGGCGAAGCUGCAGGAGGGGGAGCUGGUCCUGGAUCCCUUUGCUGGCCGCGGGGCGCUGAUCGCUGCCCUGGCCCGGCGGUGGCCAGGCCGAUAUGUAGGCAUUGAGCUUGAUCCGGCGCGAGUGGCCGAAGCGGAGGCCAACUUGAAAUCCGCUGGGCUCGGUGGAGUGGCAGAGGUCCGAUGUGGCGACGCUCGGCAGCUUCCACUACCAGAUGACUCUGUCGACGUCAUCGUCUCGGAUCUUCCGUUUGGCCGCAAGUACGGCAGCGUGGAGGGCAACCGCAGCCUCUAUCCGGCAGCCUUCCGAGAGGUCCUCGACUCGGCGCUGUCCGCUGCGCAGCUCUGCCGUGUCGGUGCCAUGGCUUUUGCCUUCGGAGGCAGGAGCGAUGAUGCUGGUUGCAAAGCCGUUUGCUUCACCAAAGGUGGUGGCGACAGGCUGCUCUUCGACUGGAGCCUUGAAGAGGCCGAGGAUUCAUGGCUUGGCGCCAGGUACAUUGGUACAUGCGAAGCCUUUAACUGUGCCCCCAGAGCCUACAAAGCCUACACCGGCAACUGGACCAGGGCGAUUGGCAGCGCAAGUGGCGUUUUGCAGAGACAGUGCCCAAGCCCAAGCAUGAAACGGGGCAUUCUCGCCAUCAUUGGUGUCAAUGCCUCCGACUUACUGUACAUGAGGGGCUUUGUCAUUCUGCAAUUUAGAUGGACGUCUACUCGCCUGGCAGACCUGCAGGUGCAUGUAUUCAAUUUCGUCUAUCAAGAUCAGAAGGAGGUCUCUGCCGACACCCUCUGGCGGCCGGGUGCUUGGAAGAUGGUUGUCCGUGCACAGAGGGGCCAGACGCCGCGUAAGAGGAGAGGUGGCGGCGGCGGCACCCGCAAGAAGGUGGCUGCAAUUUUGCGGCGUCUUCGCGCGAGCCCAAAGAACCAGGCUCGGGAGGAUGUGGAGAUGUUGCUCACGCUCGCUCCGAAAUUGAAGCCAAAGGAUCAGACGCAGAGCAUCACGCUUCUGGGGAGGCGCCUCCUCUGGCAAGAGGCCUUGCAAGUAUUUCUGCUCGCCGGCGAUGCAGUGGAUACGAUCAGCUUCAACACUGCCCUUUCCGCUUGUGAGCGGAGUCAGCAGUGGGAACAGGCUCGCUUCCCGGGGCGUCCUGUUGCUAACGUUGAGACGGCUCCAGGCACAGAAGGUGGUGAGCCGGAUGCGGCACAAGCUUUGGCGGUGAGUUUGUUCGAGUCGAAGUUGUGGGCAUCUGCCACCGGCUUGGAUGUCCGCGGCUUACUUCUGGGCCUCGGAAGCAACGCAUCGACCGCCAAGGGCCGCGUCGCCUCCUUUUUCGGGGAGAGGUUCACGCCGUUGCGCCCGACUGCCAUGGCAGAGUCUCCGGAGAAGACGCAUCAGGUGGCAAAGGGUUUGGAGGACUACAGCGCCAGCUCGCCACGAAAUGAAGGCGAGCAGCCCCCUGCCGCUGUGGAGUCGGACCCGGAGUGGACACCAUCAGACCGGACGGAGGCGGAUUCCCCGGCCCAGGAGGUCCCGGCGACCACGGCCCACUGCUCCAUGUCUCCGGGUGAAAGCCUCAUUGUGGCGCACUUGUCCUGGCGCGCAGCAGCGACAGCGCUGCGGCACAGCCUGGACGUGGCGUCAGUGUACCUUGCCUCCGCGAUGGGAGGUGACAUGCCCCUUCGCUGGGAAGAGAUUCAGGCCUGCGACAUGGAAACGCUGCAGGAUCGCCUCGGUGCCGUGUUGCGCGGCUUGCUGCGUGGGCUGGAGGCGUGCGAUCUUCGACUGAGCCGGCUGGCCGUGGAGUUGGACUGCCUGGACGACGGUGAGGCAGAAGGGCUCUUCGGCUCCGAGGGCAAGCUCAAGGAGGAUUUGGAGGAGAUCCAGGCAGUGCGUGGAGAGGUGGCCGAUUUCGCAGAGCGGGGUCGGCACUGGGAAGCUUCGGCACCACGGGCGUUGGGUCACAUUGUGGGCCUCGAAGCCAUCUCCGACUUUGUCGGCGAGGCAGUACCCGCCCUGGACGAGUUCGUGGCCCACUGUGGGGACUUUGCGGCUCGGCGGCGCGCGGCCGUGGCUCGGGCCAAGGCUGCCAUCGAAGUAGCGGAUGCCUCGGAGCGCGCCACCGCCGUGGCGAUGCUGCAGGAUGCACUGAGCCCCUCGAGUCGUGUCGACUUUCCGAGGGUCACGGAAAUCUGCCAGCGCGUCGCAGAUCGACCUGAUGAGGCCGCGCCAAGCGCCGCCAUGCUUUGGGCAGCGAUGUCCUCAUCUUCGGCCUCGGAGGACAGCGAGUCGCCCAAGAGGCAGCUAAAGGCCCUCACCAUCGCUCACGAGCUGCUCUAUGACGAACGUGUCCUUUCCGCCUUUGCUGCACUGGAGACCGCGCCUUUACGAGGUCUCGAAACUCUGGCUCCUGGUUCCAUUCUCGGCAAGCCCGCCGAGGAGGCAGUGAGAAUGCUCGCUGCAGAGGUCCGUCGUCGUGUGGAGGAGAAGCAAGACACGGUUGCGCGCAGCUCCAGGCGCCGUGCCACUUGGAGCUUCCCCUCACUGCGCCGCGCGCGCUCAGGAGCUGCCGAGUCCUCACCAACCCAGCAGCCACGGCUCCAGCUGUCAAAAUCGGCGCCACUGGAGGCAAGGCAGGAGCCCGACCUCCUGGAAGGGCCCGAGGCCCUGCUCCGGCAACUCCGGCGAUGGGGCUCAUGGUACCACAUCCGUGGGGAGCAGGAGAAGCAGAUCCUUGGAGAGCUGCGACAGCGCUUUCUUUCUCUCCUGAAUGGCCUGGCGCGCGUGGCAGAGGAGCUGGACUGCCUCGACGACGGCUCGUCAGGGAUCGACCUCCGCGCGGUCGUCGCCCAGCUGCAACCUUUUAUGCUGUCGGCCUCUGACUUGCAGGCCCGGGCCUGCGCCUGGUGUCAGGCCCUGGACGCCUCGCAGCAGGGUUGCGGGGCGAGCUCACCAGUUGCCACUUCACCACUCUCUGCUGGCUCCUCUGUGGACGUCGAGGUGCCGGCGGUAGAACCAGAGCAUCUGGCCGACUUUUUGGAAGAGGCUCUGGCUGCGUUCGCCUCCUUGUCGCGUCGGCUCCGGGGCUGCGCAGCGCUGCGCCGGGAGGUGGUGGAGCAGGCAAAGGCCAGGAUCGAGGCUGGCCCCAUCCAUGCCUUCGAGGUUCUCCCAAAGGGAGAUGCACGCUCAAGCGGCUGGUCGUGA